AUGUUUAGUUUCUAUUCAUCGAUUAUAUGUAUUAUUGCUUAUUCACAAAAAUGUUUAUUAAAAACAAAAAAAUGGGCUGCUAUAUGUAUUUUAAUUCAAUGGAUAUUUUCUAUAAUUAUAUCAAUUCCAACAAUAUGCAUUACAGAAGAUGAAUGUAAUAAUGAUAUUCCAUUAUGGUUUAAUAUUUACCAACUUAUUGUUAUCUAUGCUUAUACUUCUACACGUCGAUUAGCUCCUGCACAAGGAACGAUAGCAAUAAUACGAAGUACAUCAUUAUCAAAACGAGAUACUUAUGUUCUUAAACAUAUGCUUUUUAUGUUUAUUGUAUAUGUAGCUGGUUGGGCACCCAUAUUUUUCUGUAUAGUUCUUGAACCACCAUAG
This is a messenger RNA of Adineta steineri, 381 nucleotides long. NCBI's taxonomy places the organism in Eukaryota, Metazoa, Rotifera, Eurotatoria, Adinetida, Adinetidae. The record is from the annotation of a GenBank genome assembly.